Molecule: messenger RNA, 578 nt
Organism: Colossoma macropomum (tambaqui)
Lineage: Eukaryota; Metazoa; Chordata; Actinopteri; Characiformes; Serrasalmidae
Product: histone H2A, sperm
Exons: 2
Coding region: 90-512 (140 amino acids)
Cellular component (GO): nucleosome
Molecular function (GO): structural constituent of chromatin; DNA binding; protein heterodimerization activity
Source: RefSeq, a predicted model, not a curated record
CUUCACAGUAUAAGAACUUCAUGGUCAUACAGCUAUGUCAGUCUUUCCUGUUUGAUUGCUGCUGAACUGCCUCUGAAAGACCUGCUAACAUGUCUGGCCGUGGAAAGAAAUUGGUUGCUGCUGCCAAGACCAAGAAGUCAACGUCCCGCUCAGCUAGGGCAGGUCUUCAGUUCCCUGUGGGUCGUGUUGCCCGCCUGUUGAGGAAGGGGAACUAUGCGCAGAGAGUGGGCUCUGGGGCUGCAGUCUACCUUACAGCUGUGCUGGAGUACCUGAGUGCUGAAGUGCUGGAGCUGGCUGGUAAUGCCAGCAAAGACAACAAGAAGCUGCGCAUCGCGCCACGACACAUCCAACUAGCUGUGAGGAAUGAUGAGGAGCUGAACACGCUCCUUGGGGGAGUCACCAUCUCUGAGGGAGGUGUACUACCAAAUAUCCAGGCCCAGCUGCUGCCCAAGAAAACCAAGGGACCCAGAGAAGCUGACAGCAGUAAAGAGAUCCAGUCUCAAGAGUUUUAAGAGCUUGCGUUGCUAUUGGCACUUAUUUUAAGAAGUAUUUUUAAAUCAAUAAAGUGUUAAAUCCUA